AUGGGCUGCAAUAAUAUUAAAUGCUCAGAUCCUAACGAACUUAAUUUCACUUGUACCCUAAAUGGCACACAAACACUGGUUUCAAGCUUAAAUGUAUCUAAUGGCUCAACAAAGCCAUCACUUAGUACUGAAGUUAAAGCGAAGUUUAUGUUUGAGACAUCAACUGAUAAGUUUCAUAAAGUCAAAACACUGGCAAAUUUAUAUUUACAAAAAUAUAAUAACUUUCUAAAACUCCAAGAAAUUAUUGGAAUAUGAGAAAUCGAGGUCUAUGACAAAUUACGAAAUUCAAUGGUUAAUCCCGGGGAUUUAAAUUUAAAAGUUGAAAUCGACAGUCAAGAAAAUCAAUUUAUAAUCAUAAUUGAAGCUGAUGGUUUACGCAAAUUCGACCCUAUCAAAAGCUUUUGCUUUGAAGUAGAAAGGUUUGACAACGAAAUUUCAUCAGCAUUCAGCUAUAAAAAGUUCCAAGAAAAUGUAAAUUUUCUGUCAAGUCUGUCUCCUUUGACAAUAACAUUUUAUUUGUCAUUAGGAGAAAAAGUUGAUUGUGGAAUUGGGGUGAAUAAGCCUUUAGAUAGAAAAAGCUUGACUGAAUUUUUAAGUGACUCCAGUGAAAGGCUAAAUAUAUCGAGAUGGUGCUACUCAGCUGGGAUGCCAAUUCCUAUCAGUGUUCAAUUUUCAUGCUUUACUCAGGAGAAAGGAUGCACUUUUUAUAUAUUUGAUGGAGAUAAGGAUGGAAAUUAUUCAAGAGGAUUUACAUUAUUUGAAUAUUUUGUAGGGCCUAUUCCGGAUGAUAUUAGAGAACUUUUAAGCUCAGCAGGAGGAGAAGAGGUAAAAUGCUCUCUUUCGUUUGAGAAUAAUGGCGUCAAAAGUUUAAGCAUGGGGAUUAAAAGGUUGCCGUCUAUAAGAUCUAUUGAAAUUGGAAAAGCGAUUGGAGAUGGAUUUAAUCCUGAAAGAUGAAGUGCUUAUGCAUAUUUAUUGGGAAGUAAUACUGAGAUAUCUAUUAAUCUGACACCAAAUGGGCUAGUAAUGAAGAGAAUUGCUGAUUUAUAA
Messenger RNA from Blepharisma stoltei, 1047 nucleotides. The record is from the annotation of a GenBank genome assembly. Lineage: Eukaryota; Ciliophora; Heterotrichea; Heterotrichida; Blepharismidae.